UAUCUACCCAUAACUACCAUAUUGGCCACAACUGACACCAAAUAAAACUUUUGGAUGACUCCAACUUUAGUCCCCUCACAAACAUUUCAAAGAGUUUAUGCAACUUUUGGAUGACUCCAAAUCUAAUCCCACCACAAGCUAGCAUUUCAAAAAUGUGGAGUUCCGUUCAAUUGCUAGAGCAGCGUUAUGGAGUCUCAUCCCUGUUGCUUCCUUUAUCCUUUACAAUAUUAACCUUUUCUUUCAUAAUUUUCUUUAAAAGGUCUCCUCUUAGCAACAACAAGAAAACAAUGCCACCUUCUCCAUCUCGGUUUCCAAUAAUAGGAAACCUCCACCAAAUCGGCUUAUACCCUCAUCGGUCUCUUCAAUCCUUAGCUCAAAUCCAUGGCCCAAUCAUGUUGCUUCACUUUGGGAGCACUCCAGUGCUUGUUAUCUCGUCAUCUGAAAUGGCUAAAGAGAUAAUGAAAACCCACGACAUAAUUUUCGCAAACAGGCCCAAAUCAAGAAUCGGUGGCAAACUUCUGUAUCAAGGGAAAGAUAUAGCAAAUUCUCCUUAUGGGGAAUAUUGGAGGCAAAUGAAAAGCGUAUGCGUUCUCCAUCUACUAAGCAACAAAAGAGUACAGUCUUUCAGAAAUGUUAGAGAAGAAGAAACGACUUGCAUGAUCAAAAGAGUUGAGAAGUGUUGCUCUGAUUGUUUACCAGUCAAUUUAAGUGAAGUUUUUGCGAGUCUUACUAAUGAUGUAGUUUGCAGAGUAGCGUUGGGGAGGAAAUAUAGUAAAGAAAGAAAAUUUAAGGAGUUAUUAGAGGAAUUUGCGAUGUAUUUGGGUUUUGUUGAUAUUGGGGAUUACAUUCCAUGGCUAAGUUGGAUAAACCUUGUAAAUGGAUUGUACAGUAAGGUGGAGAAAGUGGCUAAAGAGUUGGAUAGCUUUUUAGAUGGAGUAGUUGAAGAGCAUAGAGAUGCAAAAGAUGGUGAAGAUGCUAACAACAAAGACUUUGUGGACGUUUUGCUUUGGAUUCAGAAAGAAAAUAUGGCCGGAUUUUGUAUGGAUACAACUAGCGUCAAGGCUCUCAUUUUGGAUGUAUUUGCGGCAGGUACAGACACAACAUACACAGUCCUAGAAUGGGCAAUGACAGAGCUUUUAAGACAUCCUGAGAAAAUGAAGAAAGUCCAAAAUGAGUUGCGAUCAGAAAUGGCAAACAAAGAAUCAAAAGUAAUAACAGAGGAUGAUAUAAGCAAAUUUGAUUACUUGAAAGCAAUAAUAAAGGAAACACUCCGCUUGCAUCCUCCAAUUCCAUUACUGGUUCCUCGAAUGUCAACCCAAGAUGUUAGAAUAAAAGGCUUCGACCUUGCUGCUGGAACCCAAGUAAUUAUCAAUUCUUGGGCAAUAGGAAGGGAUCCUGCAUUAUGGGAUCGUCCGGAAGAAUUCUGGCCAGAGAGGUUUUUGAAAAAUCGUAUAGAUUUCAGAGGACAAGAUUUUGAAUUGAUACCAUUUGGAGCCGGCAGGAGAAUUUGUCCAGGCAUUCAGUUUGCUAUGAGCACGGAUGAGCUUGCACUGGCAAAUCUACUGUAUAAGUUUGACUGGGCAUUACAUGGUCUUGAAAGAGGAGAGGACUUGGACGUUGCUGAGUGCACCGGCCUCACCAUUCACCGUAAAUUUCCUCUUUUGGCUGUUGCAACUCCAUAUUCUUAAUCCUAAGUGUUUCUUAAUUCUAGUUGUGUGGGUUUAAUGUAUAUAAAUUAUUUACUAUAACUUAGAGCUAUAUUGUUUUUGUAUUUAGGGUUAGUUUAAAAAUAUAUAAUACUAGUUUAGAUGAAAUAAAUAAUAUGUGUUAACGAUUAUAAACAAAUCAGAUAAUAAAAGAAAGUACAUGAUAUUGUAAGGUGAAA
Messenger RNA from Jatropha curcas, 1885 nucleotides. RefSeq names its product cytochrome P450 736A117. The record is from RefSeq and is a predicted model, not a curated record. Lineage: Eukaryota; Viridiplantae; Streptophyta; Magnoliopsida; Malpighiales; Euphorbiaceae. Gene Ontology annotation, molecular function: iron ion binding; monooxygenase activity; heme binding.